Volvox carteri f. nagariensis is the source of this 1442-nucleotide messenger RNA. RefSeq lists its product as uncharacterized. Gene Ontology annotation, cellular component: nucleus; cytoplasm. Gene Ontology annotation, biological process: peptidyl-serine phosphorylation; protein autophosphorylation; intracellular signal transduction. Lineage: Eukaryota; Viridiplantae; Chlorophyta; Chlorophyceae; Chlamydomonadales; Volvocaceae. The annotation marks the transcript as partial. The transcript is spliced from 12 exons. The record is from RefSeq and is a predicted model, not a curated record. Gene Ontology annotation, molecular function: ATP binding; calmodulin binding; calcium/calmodulin-dependent protein kinase activity.
GGUCUGGCUUGCAUAUGUCGCUUCAACUGAAAGGGUUACGGUAACGACGCACACGAUGUCGACCACAUUUCUCAGCAAUAGAAGCGAGCUUUCAAUUCGUGCCGCCCCACAAUGCCAUAGUAGACGCGUGCACGCACGGCACUGCUAUUUCGUCUGUAGCUAUCAGAAUUUAAAUCCGAAUCCGCUGACUGUUGUCACCGUCACAGCCCUCGGUAGCACUGGACAACGACGCUCUAGAUGCAGAUUCACAUGCCAAGCUUCAGGCAGAAAAAUCGAUAGUGUUUCGACGGAAAUGCGAGAGUUUGGCUUCGCCAAAGACUUCGACGAACGGUAUACCCUGGGCGGAAAGAUUGGCUCCGGAACCUUCGGCACCGUUUACCUAGCCACGGAGAAAGCGACCGGCCAGGAGGUGGCAGUCAAGGUGAUCACGAAGCGCAUUCUGGGGGGUUACCUGGAGAGGCAGUUCGUGAGGCGGGUGCAGCACGAGGUGGAUAUUUACAACCACGUGGGUCGCUCACUCAAUGUGGCGUACCUGUACGGCGCGUACGAGAACACCGUACAUGUACAGCUCGUGAUGGAGCUGUGCAAGGGCGGGGAGCUGUGGACCCGGGUUCAGCGAGGAAAGUACGACGAAGCAGCUGCGGCGGCAAUUGUACGGGAGAUCUUGUGCACCCUGGCGCAAUGUCAUGCUAAAGGUAUAGUCCUCCGGGAUGUGAAACCCGAGAACUUCCUCUUCCUGACACCCGCCCCGGACUCCCCACUUAAAAUGAUCGACUUCGGGCUGGCCACGUACUGCAAACCUGGCCAGUUGCUGAGUGAUAGGGCUGGCUCCCCUCUUUACGUGGCGCCAGAGGUCCUCAAGCAGUCGUACGGCCAACCGUGUGACGUGUGGAGCGCCGUUGUGAUCGCCUACCAGCUGCUCACGGGUCGAUUCCCUUUCGAGGACGAGGACCAGGGGCUGCUGUUGAGCUCCCUGAACGUGCUGGGGAAGAGACACUUCACCAAUAAGGAGGUGUUUUUCGCCAUCCUGUACGGCGAUCUGGAUUUCAGCCGACCGCCAUGGGACGAGAUCAGUCCUCUUGCCAAGGGCUUCGUGUCGUCAUUGCUGCAGCAGUACGACACAGCGGCGACGACUAGCGGCAGUAGCAGUAGCAGCAACGGCAGCAGUGUUAAUAGCGGCAGUAGCAGUGGCAGUAGUGGUAUCAGCAACCAGCCGCUGAGCGAUUCUCUGGUGCAACGACUACAGCGGUACGGCACGUACGGCAGGUUGAAGCAGCUGGCUCUGCGUGCUGUCGUAAGCUUUAUGGCGACCAGUGAUCACGCGCGUGUGGCCUCCCUGGAGGCGGCAUUCCGACAGCUGGAUCCAGGGGGCGCGGGACGAGUGCCGUACGAGGCGGUUGCGGCCAUGCUGGGGGGCGAGGACUGGGACCUGAGUCCCACGG